Messenger RNA from Haliotis rufescens (red abalone), 689 nucleotides. RefSeq names its product EKC/KEOPS complex subunit TPRKB-like. The transcript is spliced from 4 exons. Gene Ontology annotation, biological process: telomere maintenance via recombination; tRNA threonylcarbamoyladenosine modification. The coding region runs from base 24 to 617 and encodes 197 amino acids. Lineage: Eukaryota; Metazoa; Mollusca; Gastropoda; Lepetellida; Haliotidae. The record is from RefSeq and is a predicted model, not a curated record. Gene Ontology annotation, cellular component: cytosol; EKC/KEOPS complex; nucleus.
CUGUGCCUGAUAAGAAUGAUUUAAUGUGCAUUGUUUGUUUGGCUCAUCAAUCACGAAACGGUCCAUGCACUUCUUGUCGCAAUAUGGCUGCCACUGUGGUCAACCAUGCUCUGUAUCCUGAUGCAACUAUCACCAUGGCGUUGUUUCGAGAGGUUACAAAUGCCGCUGAGCUUCGACAACAUGUCAUGAAGGGGGAGUUCGAGGCUUCUCUUUUGAAACCAGUAAUGAUUGUUGAUCCAUUUCAAGUCCUUGUAGCUGCCAAUAAAGCUGAGCAUUUACACCGCAGUGGGAGAAUGAUGACAAGAAAUGUCCACACAGAGAUUCUCUUCUGUCUUUCACCCACAAAAAAUAUUUCAGAUUCAUUCAAGAAGUUUGGUUUGGGUGACUCGGAUACUUCAGCUUUAGUUGUGAUCAUGAAUGACAACAACGGCAGCACACUGGCAACAGUGACAGAGAAGGUACAGGGAAAACUGGUUGAUGUCACAGAAGUUGGCGAGCUCACAGACUCUGAUAUGGUCAAAAAGGUGUACAAGCUUACAGAGCAGGAGCUGACUGUAGGAUCUCCUCUGGACAGCAUCACGACAAGGAUUGCAGCAAAGGAAAUGGCUGUUGUUUGAUCCACACCAGCUGCUGUCCCGCUGGUCAGAUUUGAACGAACAUGUAAAUAGGAAAUAAAAGAUCUCAGUCAA